CCCUGCGCUGCCCGCAGACCCUUCUCUGGCAGCCGGAUGCUGGCCUCGCCCUCCCCCUCGGGUCAGCGGGGCCCUAGAGGAUGGGAGGGAGGCUACUGAACACUUGCUGCCCCACUUUGCCUCUGAUAGAUUGCCUAGAACCAAUUUGAAAGACCUUCAGCUGCAUUCUUUGUGGACAAAGUUCCAAAGGAUCCCGGAGUUUGACCAUCAUCUUUGCAGGAAGUCCCUUGCGACUCAGGUCCUGAUUCAGAGAUGGAGGAAUCAGGUUCAUCUUCUUCAAUCAUCUCAGAGCAGUGUCAACAGAGGCAGGAGGGGCUGAGCACCAUCAAGACAGACAUGGCUGAUCAGAGUCUCAUUUCAUCUGAGAAAUGGCUUCAAAUGUAUGGGCUUAAGAGCAACAGGCUGACCUUGAAGCAGAUCUUGUCACAGAUUGGAUUCCCACAAUCUGAAGAUUAUGUGACUUCUCUGGGGAGACUUGUGGCUUCUCGGUACGCAGAUGGUCUGUUUCCACAGUUCUACAGAGCAGAAGAUGGCAGACUGUACAACCUGACAGCAAAAUCAGAGCUGAUCCAUCAGUUUGUGGAAUCUUUAACACAAGCUGUGGAAAGCUAUAAGCGGUGGAUGGAUUGGCUCACCAGCAAAAGCCGGCAGAUUUUUGGUGUCAUCCUGGAACAGUGCGUCACCAUAGUGCUGGAUUUCAGUGACAUUCUGAUAAAGGAGCUUACUCUGUGCCAGGAUGCUCUGACAGUGGUUCUCCAGGAGCAGGUGGCUCACAUCACCAAGUUCAAUAUCAUAUGGUGA
Molecule: messenger RNA, 801 nt
Organism: Nannospalax galili (Upper Galilee mountains blind mole rat)
Lineage: Eukaryota; Metazoa; Chordata; Mammalia; Rodentia; Spalacidae
Product: von Willebrand factor A domain-containing protein 3B-like
Exons: 5
Coding region: 253-801 (182 amino acids)
Source: RefSeq, a predicted model, not a curated record